AUGGACCAACCAUUGCAUGUCCUGCUGGAUGCUGCGUGCACGCAACGCGAUGCGUCGCGUGAGCUCAUCGAUGCCUUAGCAGCUGUCCAGAACGUUGAUGUGAAUGAGGCCGAGGCAUGGGCCGAUCAACUGAGGAAAGAAGUUGCUAGUCCACAAAGCGAUCGACGCAUACAAGUGAUGGCGCUGGUGGGGUUCGUGUGUCUAGCGAAUGCGCCCCUUGCAAUGGGUCUUGUAGAUGCAUCACUCUUCGAUAUGCUUGCUUCACUUACGAACGCGUCUUCAAACGAAAUAGAAACGUGUGCCAUGGCGCAUUUGCUCAGUGAAGGAGCGUCUCACACUGCGCUACGGUCCAAGCUUGCUACGCGACCCAGCAUAGAACAUUGGCUCUCCGCGCAUGCCCAGAGCUCCCUCACCGAUGAACGUGUGCAAGUGUGUCUUGACCUCGUGCGCAUCAAGUUCGCGAUCGGUACCAAUAAAAGGCAGCAUGCCCUUUCCCUGCCAUUUGACACAUGUAAACUGAUGUUCGAGACAUUCUGUGCAUUCCUCGAGUCGGCCUCUGUGUAUGAAAAGCAGGAGCUUCUGUCAUUUGAUCCAGCGCAAGUAGCCAUAGCUGACGCGCUCGAGGGUUUGUUCUAUCUUGUGUCGAUGCCUGCGCUGCGUGUGGCGUUGAGUGAACGGACUCGGACGCUGCAUGUUCUGGCCCUGUUCCUUGGGGCGUCAACAAAGAGAAAGACCCUGUUCCCCCCGCGUGGGUCAUCCAACAGGGAUCACAGCAAUAGUGAAGAUCUCUCUCCUUCCGAUGACGGCAAUAUCAAUCGUCUUUCUGUGUAUGAUGAUCUCGAUAUGCAAACGAUCUCCACGGGACCGACACAUGCAUAUGUGGUAACGUCGAUCCUCACUACCAUGACGGCAUACCCGCCUGUGCUUAGCGCGCAGGAUCGGCAGAUCGAUGCACUGCGUCGCUCAGCUCUCAAGCGUGCGAACCCACACCAAGAACAUGGCCACAGUGCUGAUGCUCAAGAGCAUAGUGAUGCUGAACAUCUCGCACCCACUGCUACUGCGAAGCGUGUGCGUCUGCUAGUCGAGGCGGGUCUCUUACCUUCGCUUGUUGCCCUGGCUAUGGCCCCAUCGACGGCAAGCGACUCGCAUCUCGUGCCGCUGCGUCGGCAGCUUCAGCUCCUGUUCCUCUCUCUUGUAACGGAGCAGGAUGCAAAAUUCCGUGGUCGUCUUCUUCAACAGGGCAUCAGUCGGGCGCUCUUGUCGCUGUCGCAGCAAGUAUAUGCGAGGGCGACAUCGUCGCCGACGACUGUGGAAGCGGAUGAUCUUUUGCCAUUUCAGGCGCUUGCCAAACUCAGCAUAUCGACCAAUCCUGCACUGAUGUACGGCCUCGAUGGUACGUCAGCACGUGCUGCAACAUAUCUCGCCGUGCUGUUUCUUGCGCCGUCGUCCUCAUUGCUGCAGGUAUUUGAGGCAGCUCUAGCUCUUACGAAUCUUGCGAGCAUGUCGCCUGCGAUGGCAACGCUUGUUGCCCACACCUCAUAUGGGCCAUCGGAGCAUAAGGAUGUGGCUAAUGCCAUUGUGCCGAUGUUCUUGCAGUUCGAUUCAGUCAUGCUCCGUCGUGCUCUCAUGGAGCUACUUUGCAACUUGGUGCAGGACGAAAGUGUAUACGCACAUUGGUCAGGCGAAGGCGAUUUGGAUACUUCUCGUGAAACGGACAUCAAGCACAAUGGCGACGAACAGAAUGGCGAUCUUGUUGUUGAUGACCGUUCACCUACCUCUGCGGCGACUCUAGAUGCGGCAGAGUCAGUUCGUUCCUCUACUCUUCGUUUGCACACUGCUCAUGGGCGUCUACAAUUCCUACUCACUUUGUUGAUGGUACCUACAGAUGCUCAUGAGACAGCACUUGUCAAGGCUGUAGCUGGUCUUGUUGCAAUGCUGGGAGCUUCACCAGUCACCUGUGAGCAACUCGUUCAUAUGCCGCAUUCAAAGCUGCGCAACGUCGCUGACCUUCUUGAGUCGACAGAGCUCUCGCCCAUGGAUACACAUGAGCUUGCGAUCCGGACAUUGACCAUUGUCUCGUGCAUGACUGACUAUGCCCAGUGGCUCGGCCCAUCCGCACGGACUGACAGCAUACGUCGCGUCCUUAAGGUGACUGGUCUCGUUGCAGCUGUGCAGCACUACCUGCAGCGUCACUUGACGUCUACAGCCCGUGCACAGCAAGACGACGUUGUCAGCGUACAAAAGCACGCGGUGACCCUCGCUGUCAGCAUAUUCAAGACUAUGGCCACGUGGAACGAAACGUGCGCUAUUAAAGUGGGCGCUUAG
Malassezia globosa CBS 7966 is the source of this 2325-nucleotide messenger RNA. RefSeq lists its product as uncharacterized. Bases 1 to 2325 code for a protein of 774 amino acids. Gene Ontology annotation, molecular function: Hsp90 protein binding. NCBI's taxonomy places the organism in Eukaryota, Fungi, Basidiomycota, Malasseziomycetes, Malasseziales, Malasseziaceae. The record is from RefSeq and is a predicted model, not a curated record. Gene Ontology annotation, cellular component: cytoplasm. The transcript has a single exon.